Molecule: messenger RNA, 2376 nt
Organism: Dinoponera quadriceps
Lineage: Eukaryota; Metazoa; Arthropoda; Insecta; Hymenoptera; Formicidae
Gene: Trp1
Product: translocation protein SEC62
Exons: 5
Coding region: 392-1552 (386 amino acids)
Biological process (GO): post-translational protein targeting to membrane, translocation
Cellular component (GO): endoplasmic reticulum membrane; endoplasmic reticulum
Source: RefSeq, a predicted model, not a curated record
AUAUUUCGACCAGUCAAGUAUCUGCGAUACCUCGCGAAAUCCUCGAGUCCAGUUUAUUCGACGCGUCACGUAGUUUCGUGACGCGCGUCCGGCGAAUCGAAAAAUUCAUUCGGUAAAUUCGCAAAUAACACAUACACACACAUACACACACACAACAAGCGCGUCACGUCCCAAAAGAUACGGGUUGCGCGCGGCGAGGAGACGGGGGGGGAGGAGCAGGAGGGAGUAAAUGCCGGUCGUCGAGCGAACAGUUCCGGCGUGUCGCAACGGUGCUUCAGAGACGCACCGGCUUCGCGUAUGUUCCCCGAGAGUCAGUCCGUAGCCAGAUUCGGCCGGCAGCAGCAGCGGUAUCAUCUCGCAGUGCGCGCAAGCGUGACUUGGAAUUUACAAGAUGGCGGAGCGCAGGAAAAGCAGGAAGCGCAAAAACGAAGUAGCCAGUUUAGACCCUAAGGUCGCACAGGACAAACCGUCCAAGGAGGAGUACUCGGUGGCUAAGUGGAUCCGCAACAAUGUACCGUCGAAGAAGACCAAGUUCGACAGGACCCACAAUGUCGAGUACUUCACCGGGUCGAGGGCCGUCGACGCCUUGCUGGAAAGCUCACCCUGGAGCUCGGUGUUCGAGAACCGCAAACAAGUCUCCCAGUUCUUGGACCAGAUGUUGAGGCACAAGUUCUUUCACAGGGCGAAGAAGGUGGUGAUAUCGGAGGAAGAACUCAACAAAAUGCGGGGUAUUAAGAAGAAGACGACCAAGGAUACCAAGGAGGAGAGGAAAGAAGGAGAUAAGGAGAAAAAGGAAAAGGAAAAGGAGAAGGAGAAGGAGAAGGAAGAACCCAAAGAGAACAAAGACAUGGCUGUGGUGAAGGAUGAGAAGGAUGAGGAAAAGUCUGAUGAUCAAAAGAAGUCCAAGAAAAAGCCAAAAGUAAGACUAGAGAUGCACAUGGAACAAUACUUUGUAGAUUGUAAUGACGCAUACGUGUGGAUAUAUGAGCCAAUUCCUGUGUAUUACUGGUUCUUCGGCACGCUUGUAGUCUUAGGAGCAAUAGCAGUCUGCCUCUUCCCACUUUGGCCGUUGACCAUUCGUCACGGAGUGUAUUACCUGAGCGUCGCGGCCGCAGGAUUCCUCGUAUUUAUAUUAGCAUUGGCAAUUAUCAGAAUGAUCGUGUUCUGUCUUCUGUGGGUACCCACGUUAGGUAGAUGCCACCUGUGGCUGCUGCCCAACUUAACGGCCGAUGUCGGCUUCUUCGCAUCUUUCUGGCCGUUAUAUCAGUACGAGUACUACGGCUCCACGUCCGGCGAUAAGAAAGUCAGUAAAAAGAGAAGAAAGAAAGAUAAGGAUUCCGACUCCGAGGACGCGACGUUGAUUCAGUCGGAAGAGAAAUCCGAGGAAAUGCGGGAAUCACCCAAGGAGGAGGAGGAGGCGCAAAUGGAGGAGGAACCAUCGCCCAGCACGGAAAGGAAGGACUCGUGCGACUCCGCCGAAGCUGAGGAAGGCAGCGAAGAGGGUUCGGAGAGCGAGAAGUCGAACACGGGUCGGGACUUUGUUAUGGUUUAGGGCCGGGAGAAUACUAGGCAAUAGACAGCUUCACAUGCUGAAACAGACAGCUCUUAAUUGUCGCAUUAAUAAUCGCUGAAACCGAUAUAUGCUUACGUUCGAACAUGAAUGUGCAAUUCUAAAAUUAUCGAGGCUCACAUUUCGGUGAGCGAGAAAACGGUUUACGAUAAGCGUGUUAACAAACCGCAUCGUAUUGCGCGCGAAUUCAACCCCUCAACUGCCGAAUAUUUAUUUGUUAUUCCUUUGAUUCGGUUGCGUCAUCGUGGAAUUGUUUAACCAACGAUAACAAAAAAUCCGUUCCAGGCUUCAGCGAGCGAGGACUGUGGCAGUUGAUGGCUUGAAAAUGGCUCGAUCUUAGUGAAUUCUCCGGGUUCGUUGCAUUCGAAAGGAAAGAAGAGAUGCACGAAUUAGGAUGGCAGUGUUUGGAAAAUAAUAUGUAAUAUCGGAAAUUACUCGGUUUUCUCAGAAGUUUUGUCUGGAUAUCACAUUUAUACGCUCUACCUGUCACAUUUCUAUAUCUAAGCUUGUACGUAUCUUCUUUCCUUUCUAUUGAUUUGCAAAAUCCCCGAGCCCUCGUAAUAUUUUUAACGACUGCAUUUAAGUACGGCUGGAGGAGCGAACGGAAGAGAGAGAGAAAAAAAAGAUCGUUCGUGUGUGAUUUUCUGAGCGCAAGAGACGACCUCGCGCGGCCGACGCGUGUUGUAAAGUACUGUCUGUAGAAAUAUGAACGUAACAAGGCGUGUUUUAUUCUACAUAUAUAUGUAUAUAUAUGUAUAUGUAUAUAUAUAUAUACAUAUACAUGUAUAUGUGUGUGUAUAUAUAUA